AUGUCUAAAGUUUCAGUCCCAAUUUCUCCACCAAUGGAGUCUACAGGAGAUAGAUUGAUGACAUUGGAGACCCAGGAUGGAGUAGCCUUGCAAGGUUACUCAUUCGGUGCAGAGGUUCCAGCAGCAGGUGAAGUUGUGUUCCAAACUGGUAUGGUUGGUUACCCAGAAUCCAUCACUGAUCCAUCUUACGAAGGACAAAUCUUGGUUAUCACUUACCCAUUGGUUGGUAACUAUGGUGUUCCAGAUAGAGAACUCAAGGAUGACGACUAUACUCCUGCAUUGCCAAAAUACUUUGAGUCCAACAGAAUCCACAUUGCAGGUUUGGUUGUUGCUCACUACACCGAAGAGUUUUCACACUUUUUGGCCAAAUCCUCUUUGGGUCAAUGGUUGAAGGAACAAAACAUUCCUGCAAUCUAUGGUGUUGACACCAGAGCUUUGACCAAAAAGUUGAGAGAAAAAGGUUCAACUUUAGGUAGAUUGGCCUUGCAAAAAACAGGUAUCAAAUCAGACCAAGUGAUUGCUGAUAAAUCGGGUAACUGGAAGCAAUAUUUCGACGUACCAGAAUAUGACGACCCAAAUGUCAAGAACUUGGUUGCCAAAGUCUCAACUAAAGAACCAGUUUUGUAUACCCCAACAUCCGGAGAAAUUAAAUUGGGUAAAGAUGGUAAGCCAAUCAGAAUUAUCGCCGUUGAUGUUGGUAUGAAGUACAACCAAAUCAGAUGCUUUGUUAGAAGAGGUGUUGAAUUGAAAGUUGUCCCAUGGGACUAUGACUUUUCAGGAGAAAAGUAUGAUGGUUUGUUCAUUUCCAACGGUCCAGGUGACCCAGCCGUUAUGCACGAAACCGUCAAAGUUUUGGAGAAAGUUUUGGCUGAAGCUAAAACACCAGUGUUUGGUAUUUGUCUCGGUCACCAAUUGUUGGCUAGAGCUUCUGGUGCUUCAACAUUGAAAUUGAAAUUCGGUAAUCGUGGUCACAAUAUUCCAUGUACUUCUACCAUCUCAGGAAGAUGUUACAUCACUUCACAAAACCACGGUUAUGCAGUUGAUGCAUCAAGUUUGAACAAUGGUUGGAAAGAAUUAUUUGUUAAUGCCAAUGACGGUUCCAACGAAGGUAUCUACCACGAAACUAAGCCAUUCUUUUCAGUGCAAUUCCACCCUGAGUCCACCCCAGGUCCAAGAGAUACCGAAUUCUUGUUUGAUGUCUUUAUCAACGCUGUUGUUGAGCACAACAAAACCGGUGUUUACAAACAAGUUGAGUUCCCAGGCGGAAAGUUGGAAGAUAACUUGGCUGCUCACCCAAAAGUCGAUGUCAAGAAAGUGCUUGUUUUGGGUUCAGGUGGUUUGUCUAUUGGUCAAGCUGGUGAGUUUGACUACUCUGGAUCUCAAGCUAUAAAAGCAUUGAAAGAAGAAGGUAUCUACACAGUGUUGAUUAACCCAAACAUUGCCACUAUUCAAACUUCAAAGGGUUUGGCUGAUAAAGUUUAUUUCCUUCCAGUUAACCCUGAAUUUGUUCGUAAAGUUAUUAAGCAUGAGCGUCCAGAUGGUAUCUACUGUACUUUUGGUGGUCAAACUGCUUUAAGUGUUGGUAUUGCUUUGAAAGAUGAGUUUGAAGAUUUGGGUGUUAAAGUGUUGGGUACCCCAAUUGAUACCGUUAUUACCACCGAAGAUAGAGAAUUAUUUGCCAGUGCAAUGGCUGAAAUUGGUGAAAAAUGUGCUGAAUCCGAAGCUUGUAACAAUGUCCAAGAAGCUAUUGAUGCCGCAAAUGCAAUUGGAUACCCAUUGAUUGUGAGAGCUGCUUUUGCAUUGGGUGGUUUAGGUUCAGGAUUUGCAGACAAUGAGGAGGAAUUGGUUGCAUUGUGUAACAAAGCUUUUGCCACCUCACCACAAGUUUUGGUUGAAAGGUCUAUGAAAGGUUGGAAAGAAGUUGAAUACGAAGUUGUUCGUGAUGCUUUCGACAAUUGUAUUACUGUUUGUAAUAUGGAAAACUUUGAUCCAUUGGGUAUUCACACUGGUGACUCAAUUGUUGUUGCACCAUCCCAAACAUUGUCAGAUGAAGAUUACAACAUGUUGAGGACUACUGCUGUUAAUGUUAUUAGACAUUUGGGUGUUGUUGGUGAAUGUAACAUUCAGUAUGCUUUGAAUCCAUUCUCCAAGGAGUACUGUAUCAUUGAAGUUAAUGCAAGAUUAUCACGUUCUUCAGCUUUGGCUUCCAAAGCCACAGGUUAUCCAUUAGCAUACACUGCAGCCAAGUUGGGUUUGAACAUUCCAUUGAAUGAGAUCAAAAACAGUGUCACCAGAUCCACAUGUGCUUGUUUUGAGCCAUCAUUGGAUUAUGUUGUUGUCAAGAUUCCAAGAUGGGAUUUGAAAAAAUUCACUCGUGUCUCAGCUUUGUUGUCCUCAUCAAUGAAAUCGGUUGGUGAGGUUAUGGCCAUUGGUAGAACUUUUGAAGAAGCUAUUCAAAAAGCCAUCAGAUCGGUUGACUACCAGAACUUGGGAUUCAACAAGACUGCUGCAUUGAUGUCGAUUGAUAUUGAUCAAGAAUUGCAAACACCAUCAGAUCAACGUUUAUUCGCCAUUGCCAAUGCAUUAACAGAUGGCUACUCAGUAGACAAGGUUUGGAAAUUGACCAACAUUGACAAAUGGUUCUUGAACAAAUUGGAUGGCUUAAUCAAAUUCGGUAACAAGAUCGCAAGCUUUGGUAAGAAAGAAAACUUGCCUGUAUCCAUUAUUAGACAAGCCAAGCAAUUAGGUUUUGAGGAUAGACAAAUUGCCAAGUUUGUUGACAGCAACGAAGUUGCCAUUAGAAGAUUGAGAAAGGAUGCUGGUGUUAUCCCAUUUGUGAAGCAAAUCGAUACUGUUGCAGCUGAGUUCCCAGCUUUUACCAAUUAUUUGUACAUUACUUACAAUGCUGAUUCCUCGGAUGUCGAAUUCAAUGAUCAUGGUGUAACUGUCUUGGGAUCUGGUGUUUACAGAAUUGGUUCUUCGGUGGAGUUUGAUUGGUGUGCCGUGAGAGCUAUCAGAACUUUGCGUGAGAACAAAAUUAAAACAAUCAUGAUCAACUACAAUCCAGAAACUGUGUCUACCGAUUAUGAUGAAGCCGAUAGGUUGUACUUUGAGACUAUCAAUUUGGAAAGAGUUUUGGAUAUCUACGAGUUGGAGCAAUCAGCCGGUGUUAUCAUUUCCAUGGGUGGUCAAACUUCAAACAAUAUUGCCUUGCCUUUGUACAGACAAAAUGUCAAGAUUUUGGGUACAUCACCAGAAAUGAUUGACUCUGCCGAGAAUAGAUACAAAUUCUCAAGAAUGUUGGACAAAAUUGGCGUUGACCAACCAGCCUGGAAGGAGUUGACCUCUAUCGAUGAGGCCGAAGGUUUUGCCGAAGCUGUUGGUUACCCUGUCUUGGUCCGUCCAUCUUAUGUCUUGUCAGGUGCUGCCAUGAACACUGUUUACUCUAAGGAUGACUUGGCAUCAUACUUGACUCAAGCCGUUGAUGUGUCACCUGAUUACCCAGUUGUCAUCACCAAGUACAUUGAAAACGCCAAGGAAAUCGAAAUGGACGCUGUUGCCAAGGAUGGUCAAAUGGUUAUGCACGUUGUGUCCGAGCACGUUGAAAACGCAGGUGUUCACUCAGGUGAUGCUACAUUGAUUGUUCCUCCACAAGAUUUGGAUCCAGAAACUGUUCGCAGAAUUGUUGAAGCUACCGCCAAGAUUGGUAAAGCAUUGGACAUCACUGGUCCUUACAACAUUCAAUUCAUUGCCAAGGAUAACGACAUCAAGGUUAUUGAAUGUAAUGUUAGAGCUUCAAGAUCUUGUCCAUUUGUUUCCAAGGUUGUUGGUGUUGACUUGGUUGAAAUGGCCACCAAGGCAAUUAUGGAUUUGCCAAUUACCCCAUACCCAGGUGAAAGAUUGCCUGAGGACUACUGUGCAGUUAAAGUUCCACAAUUUUCAUUCUCUAGGUUGGCUGGAGCAGAUCCAGUUCUUGGUGUUGAAAUGGCUUCUACUGGUGAGGUUGCUACGUUUGGUAAGAACAAGUACGAAGCGUACUUGAAAUCAUUGUUGUCCACCGGCUUUAAAUUGCCAAAGAAGAAUAUUUUGUUCUCGAUUGGUUCUUACAAGGAGAAGCAAGAGUUGUUGCCAAGUAUUGCUAAACUUAAUGAGUUGGGUUACAAGAUCUUUGCCACUGCCGGAACUGCUGAUUUCAUCAAGGAACACAAUAUUCCUGUUCACUAUUUAGAAGUCUUGAGUAAAGAUGAGAACCAAAAGUCUGAAUACUCCUUAACACAGCAUUUGGCAAACAACUUGAUUGACUUGUAUGUGAACUUGCCAUCAUCCAACAGAUUCCGUCGUCCAGCUUCAUACAUGUCCAAGGGUUACGAGUCACGUCGUAUGGCUGUUGACUAUGCCAUCCCAUUGGUGACCAAUGUCAAGAACGCCAAAUUGUUGGUUGAAGCAAUUGCAAGAAAUAUUUCUCUUGAUGUUAGCAACAGAGACGCUCAAACUUCGCACGGUACAUCAAUUUUGCCAGGUUUGGUCAAUGUCACUUCAUUUGCCACUUCCUACAAUGACUUUGAAAAAGUCACCAAAGCUUCAUUGGCUGCAGGUUUCACUUUUAAUGCGUUUUUGCCACACACUCAAACCGGUGCUGCCGUAACCGACUAUAGGUCCUUGGUUGAUGCAAUUGAUCAAGCUGAGGCAAGUGCUUAUACUGAUUUUUCAGUCUCCAUUGCCGCUUCUGAAACCAAUGCUCAACAAACCGCUGACGCUGCUGAUAAUGCUGGUGCAUUGUACAUCCCAUUCAAUGAUAUUGAUGGUUCCAAGAUCUCAACCGUUAGUGCACACUUUUCUUCAUGGCCACACAACAAGCCAAUUAUCACUGAUGCAAAGGCAACCGACUUGGCAUCUGUUUUGUUGUUGGCUUCAUUGCACAAUAGACCAGUCCAUAUCACUAAUGUCUCGUCAAGAGAAGAUUUGGAUUUGAUUUUGAUGGCAAAGAACAAAGGCUUGUCCGUUACUUGCGAUGUUGCUGUUUUAACUUUGUUCCUUUCCAAGAAUGAAUUGAACUUCCCAUUCUUGCCAUCCAAGAGUGAUCAAGAGUACUUGUGGAAAAACUUAUCCAGCAUUGAUUGUUUCUCUAUUGGUGUAUUGCCAUACUUGGUUGCUAGAGCCAGUAAAGAAGAAGUUGUUCCAGGUUUGGGAAUUAGCGAAACCCUUCCAUUGCUUUUGAGUGCGGUUAACGAAAAGAAACUUACCAUCAAUGACAUUGUUGAAAAAUUCCACAACAAUCCAGUCAAGAUCUUCAACAUUCCAAAGCAAGACGCCCAAGUUGUCAUUGACUUGGACAGAUACUCAAAUGUCAAGCCAGUGUUCCCAGACUUUAACAAGUUGAAAUUGAGAGGUGCUGUCGAGAGAGUCUCAUUCCAUGGGGACACUGUUGUUUUGGAUGGUGGUGUUCUUGCUGACUCUUCAUUGGGUAGAAAUGAAGUGGCCGCUGUACCACAGUCUCCAUCAUUGGGCCACAAGAGAGUUUCAUUUUCCAGUGCUCGUCGUCCAUCGUUUGCUCCAGAGACUCCAGAGCCACAACCAGCUGUUUUCGAAAAAUUGGGUUCAGAAUUGGUUUCACAACCUGUAGCUGGCUCCACUGGCGAAAUUGCUGCCAUCAGCGACUACAUUAGAAAAAACAACUGCUUUUUGAGAAACAACAUUUUAUCUGUUAAGGAUAUUACCAGAUCCGACUUGCAUUCGUUGUUUACAAUUGCUCAAGAAAUGAGAAAUGGUGUUGAAAGACAAGGAGUGUUGGAUAUCUUGAAAGGUAGAGUUUUGGCUACUAUGUUCUAUGAGCCAUCCACCAGAACCUGUGCUUCAUUUGAUGCUGCUAUGCAAAGAUUGGGCGGUAGAGUUAUUGGGGUUGAUUCUCACUCUUCUUCAGUUAAGAAAGGAGAGACUUUGCAAGACACAAUUAGAACAUUAUCAUGUUAUGCAGAUGCGGUAGUUUUAAGACACCCAAGUGAAGAAAGUGCUGAUAUUGCCGCCAAGUAUUCUCCAGUUCCAAUCAUUAAUGCCGGUAAUGGAACCAAAGAGCACCCAACUCAAGCCUUGUUAGACUUGUUCACCAUUAGAGAAGAAUUGGGUACUGUCAAUGGUAUUACUGUUACAUUCAUGGGUGACUUGAAGUACGGAAGACCAGUUCAUUCAUUGGUUCACUUGUUGCGUCACUACCAAGUCAGAGUCCAAUUGGUUUCUCCACCAGAGUUGCAAAUUCCAAAAGACAUCAAGGACUUGUUGGUGAAGAACAACAUGUUGGUUGCUGAAUCCGAGACUUUGACCAAGGAGAUUCUUGCUAGAUCAGAUGUCUUGUACUGUACAAGGGUUCAAGAAGAAAGAUUCGAAGACAAAGAGCAAUACCACAGAUUGAAGGACACCUACAUUGUUGACAACAAGUUGUUGAGCAAUGCUAAGCAACACAUGUGUGUCAUGCACCCAUUACCAAGAACCAAUGAGAUUAGAGAAGAAGUUGAUUUUGAUCAAAGAGCUGCAUAUUUCAGACAAAUGAAGCACGGUUUGUACAUCAGAAUGGCGUUGUUGGCUAUGGUUAUUGGAGUCGACUUCUAA
Lodderomyces elongisporus is the source of this 6603-nucleotide messenger RNA. It is a transcript of the gene URA2, whose product is annotated as bifunctional carbamoylphosphate synthetase/aspartate transcarbamylase. Gene Ontology annotation, biological process: 'de novo' pyrimidine nucleobase biosynthetic process; L-glutamine metabolic process; UTP biosynthetic process. NCBI's taxonomy places the organism in Eukaryota, Fungi, Ascomycota, Pichiomycetes, Serinales, Debaryomycetaceae. The transcript has a single exon. The record is from RefSeq and is a predicted model, not a curated record. Gene Ontology annotation, cellular component: cytoplasm; cytosol. Gene Ontology annotation, molecular function: metal ion binding; ATP binding; carbamoyl-phosphate synthase (glutamine-hydrolyzing) activity. The coding region runs from base 1 to 6603 and encodes 2200 amino acids.